Molecule: messenger RNA, 3156 nt
Organism: Trichoderma asperellum CBS 433.97
Lineage: Eukaryota; Fungi; Ascomycota; Sordariomycetes; Hypocreales; Hypocreaceae
Source: RefSeq, a predicted model, not a curated record
AUGGCGCCUACCUGGACUCGUCUCAUUCGGUUCGUGGCGGAAGAAGAUGGACACAUCCACCUUGGACAGGUGGACUCAGACACCCUAGAUGUUGGUAUUGCAGCGUUCGAAGGCAUCCCAAUUUUCGCGAGGCUGAUUGAAGGGUCUCUGUACGACGGGGUUGUCUCAGAUACGACCAUGACCGUUAAACACCUCUUGCCUCCGAUUCCGACUGACCAAAAGAGCAUCAUUCGUUGCCUCGGGCUCAACUACCGCGAUCAUGCUAAAGAGUCCAAUAUGCCGAUACCAGAUGUACCGGUGCUGUUCUUCAAGCCUCCGCAUGCUUUGAUGGGUCCUUGGCCUGAGAAAAUCAGGAUUCCAAGGUUCGUACAGGAUGGAUCCAGCGACUAUGAAGCGGAGCUCACCUUGGUAAUAUCUAAGACGGGCAAAAACAUCGCAGAGGAGGACGCAUUUGACCACGUUCUCGGAUACACGUGUGGAAAUGACGUUAGUGCUCGCACAGAGCAGUUCAAAAGCAGCCAGUGGUCGUUUUCUAAGGGACUGGAUGCGUCCGCACCAAUAGGCCCCGUCUUGGUCUCCCAGAGCGCAAUUGGCGAUCCCCACAAUCUCAGUAUCAGGGCCAUAUACAACGGAGCUGUUGUACAGGACUCGAAUACCAGGUACAUGAUAUUCUCCAUCCCAAAGAUCAUUUCGUUCCUAUCGCAAGGAACGACACUGGAGCAGGGAACGAUUAUCAUGACCGGAACUCCGCCAGGGAUUGGAUGCAAGCGAGAUCCUAGAAUCUGUUUGCGUGAUGGGGAUGAUAUAAGGGUUCAGAUUGGAAAGAUUGGGACGUUGAUUAAUGCAGUCUAUUAUGAGAAACACGGUUCUUCUUACCAUUGCGGGGGGUUCAUAUUAUUAAGCCGGCUUCUUCCCCACAAGCGGUGUCUUUCAAGGCACAAACGGCGGGGCGAUUGGCAGUCAUCAAUCAUUCCUUCGCAACAAACAUACCGCUCUAGGGUGACAUUGCACAACCGCCGGGGGUUCAGGACAAUGGAUAUGUCAACUAGAACCGACGGUAUCACUCGCCAUUCCAGUGGAGGUGUAACGAGCCAUGCCGGCCGUAUAUCCCCUGAACAUAGACUCAGUGCAACUAGCUCAAGCCCUCUGGAGGAUACAUCUGGUGAGGGCUUCGAAAGAUUAACAUCAAGUCCCAGCCAGUGGUCACGCGGCACCGCAGCUGUUUCUUUAAGCCACCUAGAAUCGAUAUCGCUCUCUGAUAUGAUGCAUCCAUCCCACGAUAUACCUUCCUCUCAGCAGUCCCCAGAUGAAACGUGUGCCGGAGCUCCCAAAACAUUGAUAGAAUCCGAUUUGGCUGUCUGGAAUCUCCUCGAGAUUUCGCAACAAGCAUAUGACGAACUCCUCCAAGCGUAUUUUCAAAACAUGUCUACAUUGUCCCUAUUUUACAAACCAGGGUUUCUCUCGAAGUUGAGUUCUGUGUCAUCCAUUUCGGAGUCGGCCGCUCUGGUGGCAUCAAUGUUUAUCUUCUCUUCCCGCUUCCUCCAGGAUUCACAAAAGCGAGGAUGCUCAGUGUUCCAACGAAAAGAGCAUGUCCCACUGCCAACCCCAGAGACGUUCCAUGCGCUGGCACGUAAAUAUAUUGCAGCUGCCCUAGAUGAGUGCUCAGAAGAUGCGCCAUCUCUAUGCGUCUUGCAGGCGUUGAUCUUGAGUACCUUUCAUCAACUGUCCCAGGAUGUUCGAGGCUUGGCGUGGAGAUCACUGGGAGUCUGUAUACGGCUUGCCUACGAAAUAAACCUUCACAAGGUAGACGCCGAGAGAAUUGCCAACGACAACGAUGAUUCAGCCUAUGAUAAGGACCAAUGGAUUUUGGACGAGGAGCGCCGAAGAGCUUGGUGGGCAAUAUGGGAACUUGACGCCUUUGCCUGUACAGUCCGGCGGCUACCCACAGGGAUUGAUGCGAUGCAAACAGAGACUUUCUUGCCAGUCAGUGAUGAAGCCUGGUUUGGCGGCACCUAUCAGCCUAGCUGCUGCCUGAAUCUCGACCCAAAGGCUCGAUGGAAGAUACUUGAAAAAUGCGCAAACCAGAGUUGGAAGUCAUGGUAUAUUGUGCUCAAUUCGAUGAUGCGAGACGCUCAUCUUCUCUCGUAUUCUCGAGUGGGGCACAACAUUACUUGCUCUAAUGGCAACGCCCAACCAGCCGCAUCAAGCUCUACAGCAUUUGGAACAACACGUGAUAGCUUGAAGACCCUUGAAGAGUGUCUCUCCUCUUUUACAGGAGCCUUACCAAAGCAGCUAUCCUACUGUAAUGAAUACCUUGGCUUCCAUUCCAAGACCUCAAUGGAGACGCAAUCAACCCUAACUAAUGACUGCGCUACGCAUAGCUUGUAUAUGAUGACACAACUAACGAGAUUUAUGAUUUAUCAUUAUCAAAUGUUCUGGGAAGGUCGAACGAUGCAAUCAACAUCUCCUGUGGACCUCUCAGCAGAAUCGACGAACCAGCAAUGCCAACUCCCAACAUAUAGUGUCAACAUUGUAGCUUGGAACAGAUACCUCGAAAGCGCCGACAAUAUACUUCGCAUGAUACGGAAUAGUAGUCCCUAUCACGUCCGCUACGUGAAUCCACUAUUUGCUAGCACCAUAUGGCUCGCAGCAGUUGCGCAAAUAGUAAGCAAGGUUUUCAACCCCGAGCCUUCAAACGCACAAACUUCGCAGUCCAAACUCGAAGUCUUGCAGCAUAAUUUCGAUAGCUAUGUCUCAUUCUGGGGCACCUCUAAGGCCCUACAGCACAAACUCAAUACUUUGGAAAGUCGUCUUCAGAGUAUUCGUCGUCGACAAAGUAACAAUUAUGGUCUUCAGGGCAUGGACAACAGAAACCCUUUGGCGAGGAACCGGCGCCAAGACGCGAUAACCGGAGAGUCUCUCGGAGUUAACUCUGGGUAUCAAGAUGUCCUUUUAGACAGCACAGUUCCAAGUUCUACAGGAGUACAUGUUCCACUAGAUCCAACGAAUACUUUUUAUUCAUGCGGUCCCUUCGGAUUACCAGCAGAUAUUGUAAACAGCGCGUGGCCGAUGGACCUGACUAGUAUGAAGUACAACCCUUCUGAUGUUUUCAACUAUGACGCUCUGGAUUUUCUCAAUUACUCGUUCACUGGCUAG